AUGGUAGAUAAUUUGAACUACUUUCUAACGAACGAGUUUCCGUCUACAUUGUUGUUAGGCUCGCGGAGACCGGCGAAAAUGAAACUUCAGAAACAAGUAUUUAGCGUUUUUGCUGUGAUUGCGUUAUUGUCAGCUUCUGCGGUGUUUGCAGGAGAAGACGGGAGCGAUGCUGAAGAAACUAAGACUUCUGGUUUUGAGCAAGAGGGGGACGUAGAAAAUGUCCGGGAGGAAGGUGGCGUUUUAGUGUUGACUGAUGAUAACUUUGACAAGGUUUUAGACGAGUAUGACACCGCUCUCGUGGAAUUUUAUGCCCCCUGGUGUGGUCACUGUAAAACCCUGGCUCCAGAGUAUGAAAAGGCUGCAGCCAGGCUGAAGGAUGCACCUGUACCUGUUCCUCUCGGUAAAGUGGAUGCCACUGUUAACGUGGAUGUGGCAAAAAGGUUUGAUGUAAGUGGCUACCCGACCCUGAAAUGGAAAAAAGGUGGGGAAUGGAGUGACUAUGAGGGACCCAGGGACGCUGAUGGUAUUGUUACCUGGGUAUCGGAGCGCGCUGACCCCAACUACAAGCCCCCACCAGAGGCUGUUGUCACGGUAACCAAGGACAACUUUGACGAGUUUAUCAACAGUGCUGAACUGGUAUUGCUGGAGUUCUACGCACCUUGGUACGGUUGUGGCCAUUGCAAAAAGCUUGCCCCGGAGUAUGAGAAGGCUGCCCAGUCCCUGCAGUAUCAUGACCCGCCUAUUCCUCUUGGCAAAGUUGACGCCACAAUAGAGACUGAGCUCGCCAAGCAGUUUGAGGUGUCUGGCUACCCAACAUUAAAGAUGUUUCGGCGGGGAAAACCACAGGAGUACAAGGGGGGCAGGGACCAGUUCACCAUCAUGGACUACAUGCGUAAACAGUCUGGGGAGGCUGCCAAGCUGCUGCCCACUGUCUCAGAUGUGAAAGGUUUCAUGGACAAAGCUCUCGUCAAGGUCAUCGGCUUCUAUGACAAUCUGCAGGAUGAGAAACUCCGCCUCUACAUGGAUGUUGCCAAUGGGAUGCGAGAUGAUGUGUCGUUUGGCUACACCCUCCUGCCAGAGGCCCGUGACAUGUACAGGGUUAAUCCAGGAAGUGUGGUUGUCUUUACCCCAGAGAAAUUCUGGACCAAAUUUGAACCAAAAUACCAUAUUCUAAAAACAGCUGACAAGGACCAGGCAGAAAUCGCCAGCUUCAUCCAGGAGAAACUGACCCCACUGGUAGGCCAGUACUCUGCACAGUCCGACAAGUUCUACGCUGAGUACACCAAGAACAUCCUCUGUCUUGCUUUUUACACGGUGGACUGGAGCUUUGACUACAGGGAGGCCACUCAGUUAUGGCGUAACAAGUUUGCAGCCGUGGCGAAGGACUACAAGGACAUUAAGUUUGCCAUUGCCAGCGAGGAGGAGUACAUCAAUUCCCUGAUGGUAGACUUUGGGCUGGCUGAUUCGGGCGAGGAGUUUAAUGUUGGUUGUUUCAAGGAGUACAGAAAAUAUAAAAUGGAGCCGAUGGAAGAAUAUGACGAUGAUGAGAUCAGAGAAUUCCUGGAUAAACUGAAGAAAGGCAAGCUAGAGCCACAGAUAAAAUCACAGCCAAUUCCGAAGAAGAGCUCAAGCAAUGUCAAGGUCAUUGUUGGGAAAACGUUUGACAAAAUAGUCGGCGACAAAUCCAAAGAUGUUCUCAUUGAAAUGUACGCACCAUGGUGUGGUCACUGCAAGAGCUUGGAACCAAUCUACAAAGAUUUGGCAAAAUCUGUCAAAAAGGAGAAAAAUCUCGUUAUUGCAAAAAUUGAUGCUACAGCCAAUGAUAUUCCGGAUGCUUACAAAGUGGAAGGUUUCCCGACGAUUUACUUUGCACCGGCUAAUAGCAAAGACGCCCCACUGAAGUUUGAGGGGGAUAGGACAGUGGAAGGUUUUAAGAAAUAUUUAGAGGAACAUGCAACGGUCUCCUUUGGCAAAAGUUUGAGGGACGAAUUGUAACGAAUGCUCAGAACAUCAUUAUUUUAUUAUUAGCGACAUACUUAAGAAUCUAUAUGCAAUUUCAGUUUACUUUAAAAAAACGAUUUUCCAUUUUAUUCUGUAUUCAUUUUUCAUCAACAUAACUAUGCACGGAAUUAUGUUAAUUCCAUUAUAUUUUGUUGGUAAAUUGAUUUCAUCCUUUCUGUUGUGUUUAAGAAUAGACACAAGUUAGGUUGUAAGAUCUUUUGCAACAUUAAUAAAUCGAAAAAUGAUUUUUAAAUAAAGACACCUCUCAUACGAUCUGGGAGUUUUUGUGUUAAAUUUCAUGUUAAUCUUAAGGUUUUGGAAAAUUGGUGCAGCUUUCUCAUGACAAAUUGAUAUACCAGAAAGAUUGGCAAUCACAUUCUGUGCCUUACAUAAUUGAAGGCACUGUAUUUUUAUAUGUUUCACUAGAACGUCAUUGUCCAACAAAAGCCAACGGGCUUAUCAGUCUAUUAAUUUCACAUACCAUUAUUGUAAGUUAUAGCCUUGUAGCAAUCUAAGCAUGAUAUACAUAUACCUGUGGAAAGCUACCUUAAAUUUGAAAUGAUAUAAUCAAAAGUAAUUGAACAAGCCCAGUAGCGAAACAUUUAACGAGUUGCCUGUUUAAAUGCAUAAUGAUAAUAAUAAAGUUCAAGGCCGAAAGGACAUCAAACACAUUGAUGGCAAUAGAACGCAAGCCAGCAAGUUCUGCACUGAUACAAUGCUUUUUAAGCUUGCUCAAAUUCUGGACUUUAUUUACAUGUAGCAGGGCUUAAAUUAUUGGCAACUUUUAUACCAAACACUAGAGUAACACUUGUUUAUUCAAUGGUCUAAUUUUGAUGACUGAAAACAACGCAGAUGGACAACACAAGCUAGCAUUGGAUUUAUCAGGUUGACAUCACAUUGCCCUUUUUUUUGGUGUUUUUUUCUUCACACAUUAUAUUUUGUUUAUUGUUUAUCUUUUGCACCUCUUUUAUGCUCGUAUCAGUGCAUUUUAGACUGUAACUCAGAAUACACAGCUAUAUGUGAUAAGCAUUGUUUGAAUGUUCAUGAGAGAGGAAGAUGAAUUUUGAGUGAGUCUGCCAUAGCUGUUAAUAUUAUUAUUCAUAAUCAUUACCGAAAUUAAUAUAAUAGAUAAUAAGAAAGAUAAAUGGGCAAAAGCUCUCCUAGUAUGCACUUCUACACACAUGUUACAGAGGGUAGAAAAAUCAUCUCUUUAUCGGCUUAUAUAUUAUUGCUCUCCCUGAGCCAUAUUAUGACCACUGUGCGCAAGAGUGUAUGUAGGGAAAUUAAUGAAAGUGGAGACAUUGUACAAGUCCAUUUUAGACUGAUUUUAGCUCUUGCAGUCCUACAAUCUAUAGUACACAGGCAUUAUUUUUUAUCAAUAUCCUGGAGAUAAUAUCUGUUUGUUAUCUAUUGUAAAAUUCAGUUUGGUUAAUAUUUGACACUUGUAAUUUGUGCAUUUGUUGAUUGUUUAAGUAUAUGUAAUGAGUAUACGUUUUCUGAAAGAUCUGUUCCAAAUUAUUUUAAAAAAUAAUAUUAUUUGACCUUUUGCUACUUAAGGAAGAAUUUUUGUCAUUUUAAAUUGUAAAACAAAAAGGUAUCCAAUUAAAACAAAAAAGAUCAAUUUUUUAACAUUUAUAUGAUUAUUAUAUAAUUAUUAUAUUAUAUUUUAUAUGAUCUUAGCAUUUGCUUGGUUGUUAUUGAAAUUGGUGUUUAGAUUCUAUCAAAUAAAUAAAUAAUAUUUUAUUAAUUUUGAGUAAACUGUAAUUAUUUGGUGUAUUUGGUGCCAUAGCCAUGGUAUGUGAUUAAAUAUGUUUGAAAUAUUA
Molecule: messenger RNA, 3824 nt
Organism: Mya arenaria
Lineage: Eukaryota; Metazoa; Mollusca; Bivalvia; Myida; Myidae
Product: protein disulfide-isomerase A4-like
Exons: 12
Coding region: 1-1995 (664 amino acids)
Biological process (GO): protein folding; response to endoplasmic reticulum stress
Cellular component (GO): endoplasmic reticulum; cell surface
Molecular function (GO): protein disulfide isomerase activity
Source: RefSeq, a predicted model, not a curated record